Messenger RNA from Miniopterus natalensis, 3786 nucleotides. It is a transcript of the gene CMTR2, whose product is annotated as cap methyltransferase 2. Lineage: Eukaryota; Metazoa; Chordata; Mammalia; Chiroptera; Miniopteridae. The record is from RefSeq and is a predicted model, not a curated record. Gene Ontology annotation, cellular component: cytoplasm; nucleus. Gene Ontology annotation, molecular function: methyltransferase cap1 activity. Gene Ontology annotation, biological process: methylation; 7-methylguanosine mRNA capping.
GCCUCGAGGCGCGUGCGCAGUGUGUGUAUCCCUGCCCUCGGGCCGCCGUCGGCCGGCGGUCGGUGGCGGCAAGGGCCGGGAGGUGUGGUUUCGCUCUCGGUUUCGGGAGGGCGGGUCUAUGCCUAUUUCCCGGCCUCGGGGUGUGUCACCUCCCUCCCCUGCCGUCGGGGUUGCCAUAGACCCCAAAGGUGCGGAAGCGGAGGCUGGCCCCUGGAGCGAGGAGACCGCGUGAAGCGCCGCCUGUCUAGACUCUGGGGGCCGAGGUGGGCGUGAGCGAAGAUUUUAAUUUAAUUUGAAAAUGAGUAAGUGCAGAAAGCCACCACAGGGUUCAAGUCUUGAGACAUUCAGCCCAGAUGUUGUUGCUGACAUUUCUCAACUCUUUGCCAAGAACUUUUCUUAUGUCAAGCCACUUAGUAAUGAGUGGCAGUUACCAGAUCCCAGUGAAAUUUUUACCUGUGACCACACGGAUUUCGAUGUAUUUCUUGAUUUGAAGAACUCCCUAAAUGAAGUAAAAAACCUACUGAGUGAUAAGAAACUGGUUGAGUGGCAUGAACACACCGCUUUCACUAAUAAAGCUGGAAAAAUAAUUUCUCAUGUGAGGAAAUCUGUGAACGCUGAACUUUGUACUCAAGCAUGGUGUAAGUUUCAUGAAAUUUUGUGCAGCUUUCCAGUUAUUCCACAGAAAGCUUUUCAGAAUGGAAAACUGAAUUCUCUACACCUUUGUGAAGCUCCCGGAGCUUUUAUAGCUAGUCUCAAUCAUUACUUAAAAUCCCAUCGAUUUCCUUGUGAUUGGAGUUGGGUAGCUAAUACCCUGAAUCCAUACAAUGAAGCAAAUGACAAUCUUAUGAUGAUUAUGGAUGACCGACUUAUUUCGAAUACCUUGCAUUGGUGGUACUUUGGUCCAGAUAACACCGGUGAUAUCAUGACCUUGAAAUAUCUGACUGGACUUCAGAGUUUCAUAAGCAACAUGGCCACUGUUCACUUGAUCACCGCAGAUGGGAGUUUUGAUUGCCAAGGAAACCCAGGUGAACAAGAAGCCUUAGUCUCUUCUUUGCAUUACUGUGAAGUAGUCACUGCUCUGAUGACUCUUGGAAACGGUGGCUCUUUUGUUCUGAAGAUGUUUACUUUGUUUGAACAUUGUUCCAUAAACCUGAUGUACCUGCUAAACUGCUCCUUUGAGCAAGUCCAUGUUUUCAAACCUGCUACAAGCAAGGCAGGAAACUCAGAAGUCUAUGUGAUAUGUCUCCACUAUAAGGGGAGAGAGGUAAUCCAGCCUCUGUUAUCUAAGAUGGUGCUGAAUUUUGGGACUGAAAUGAGCAGGAAAGCUCUCUUUCCCCGUCAUGUGAUUCCUGCAUCUUUUCUUAAAAGCCAUGAAGAAUGUUGUGUGUUCUUUCAUAAAUACCAGCUAGAGACUAUUUCUGAGAACAUCCGUCUGUUCGAGUGCAUGGGAGAGGAGGAACAAGCAAGGCUGAAUAAUUUAAGGGACUGUGCUGUGCAGUAUUUCAUGCAAAAGUUUCAGUUGAAGCCUCUGUCUAGAAAUAAUUGGCUAGUCAAAAAAUCUAAUAUUGGUUGUAGUGCAAAUACAAAAUGGUUUGGGCAGAGGAACAGAUAUUUUAAAACUUAUAAUGAAAGGAAAAUGCUAGAAACUCUUUCAUGGAAAGAUAAGGUGGCCAAAGGAUACUUUAAUAGUUGGGCUGAGGAACAUGCGGCCUAUCAUCCUGGGCAAAGUUCUCUUUUAGAAUGGACAGCUUCCAAUCUUGAGUGUCACUUAUGGCAUAUUUUAGAGGGAAAAAAGCUGCCAAAAGUAAAGUGUUCUCCUUUUUGCGAUGGUGAAAUUUUAAAGGCUCUUAAUGAAGCUAUUGAAAAGUCAUUAGGAGGAGCCUUGAAUUUGGAUUCCAAGUUUUGGCCAAAACAGCAGCAUUGUCGUUCUUGUCAUGUUUUUUCUGAAGAACUGAUCUUUUCUGAGUUGUUUAGCCUUAUCAAGUGUCUUCAGGAUGAGCAAGUUGUAAAACCCAGCAACCAAAUAAAGUGCCUGCUUGUGGGUUUUCCAACUCUCCCUGAUAUCAAAAUGGAUAUGCCAUUGGAAGUUCAGCUGCUUGAAUCGGCUGAACUCAUGACUUGUACCUGUUCAUUGCUUCAUGACGGAGACCCAGCUUACCAGCAGUUAUUUUUGGACUGCCUUCUACAUUCAUUACAGCAGCUUAAUACAGGCGAUGUUAUGAUUUUGCCUGUACUUUCUUGUUUUACGAGGUUUAUGGCUGGUUUGAUCUUUAUACUCCACAGUUGUUUUAGAUUCAUCACAUUUUCUUGUCCCACAUCCUCUGAGCCCCUAAAGACCUGUGCAGUCCUGUUAUGUGUUGGUUACCAGGACCUUCCAAAUCCAGUUUUCCAGUAUCUGCAGAAUGUGAGUGAACUGUUGAGUGCUUUGCUUAACCCUGAUGCGCCCCAGCAAGUUUUACAGUUUGUGCCAAUGGAAGUACUCCUUAACGGGACACUGCUUGAUUUCUUGUGGGAUUUGAAUGCUGCCAUUGCCAAACGGCACUUACAUCUGAUUAUUCAAGGAGAGAGAGAAGAAAUCAUUGGCAGCCUUCAUUUAGGAAAUUGAACUUGUCUUUCUGAGUUUUAACUUGGAGGCUUCUCACGGUUUCCGUUGUUAUUGCAUCCCUUUGCUGUUAAUUUAAAACCUUUUGUUUUGGGGAAAGGCUAACUUUUGCAUUGUUUAAAGACUCAUUAUUUCUGGAAACCGUCAGCUGGUACCUGUCUCUAGGGUACACAUAUCCCCAGGCACAGAGUUUUCCUUGUGGAAUCUCUGAGUGCUGGUGUUCAGCCUCAGACAUGAGAUGUGCGUGUGUGCCUGGGGCAGACACACCCACGCCUGUUUCGCUAGGAUUGUACCUGUGUGCCUUACUCGGACUUUUCCCAACUAAUUUCCUCUCAGUGGCUAAUGCUGUUAAUUAAUUGAUAGAGGUUUCUGAUGAAAGGAGGUGAGGCAUUGCUGAGCCACACCGGUUUCCUUUAACGCUGACCAUGUCAGUUUUGGAUUCGGGGAAACUCAUCUCGUCAGAUUUCUUGAUUUGUGCCAUACGUUGCCAUUGACCCAAUUUACUUUUAUUGGGGCAAAUUAAGCUACUGUACUGUUUUAUGAAUACUUUACUAACCACAACCAUUCAACUAGAAAGAUAUCAGGACAGCUUCAAACCAAAGAUCAUGUUUAAAAAAAUGGGAAAUUAUUGUGUCUAAGAAUUCCUGUAUCAUGAAAAAUCAUAUUAAGCAAUGGUGUAGUGAUUUUUAACUUCCAGGAAAUAACCUGUGAACUAAAAGAUAUUUUAAAUUGCAAAAUAAUGUUUAUACCUCAUAUUGGGAACAUGUGAUUAUGAUAAAUGAAGUGACUACUGAAGAAAAGUUUUAACACUUUUACAAUGAUGGUACAGCAUUUACCAGUUUUUAGUCUUUACAAGUUCUUUUUUCGGUAUGAAAGUAGCACUUUAUCAAAAGUUUAACCAUGAGAUGGUUAUUUUAUCAGUUAUGUUUGAUUUCUUUUGAAUUAUAUGUAUUUAACAGUGUAACAGCUUUUCUAGCAAACUAGUAAGCAAAUCUUCAUUACUUUGAAAUUCCACAAAAUGGAGAAUAUUUAUAUUCUUACCUGUGCAUUUUAGACAUUUGUUAGUUAUAUGAAAAGUAGAUGUAUUCUCUGAUUUGGUUGAUAAAUAUUAAUCUGAAUUUUUUUCAUGUUCUUUGCUAUUUUGAGUUCCAUUAUAGAUUCAUGAAUAAAGUCAUUAGCAGAGA